UAUCUGCUGUUAGUUACCGAGCGGAACCCGCUGCGCUGCCGUCUCCCGGGGCAACCAGCCUGCAAACAGGACCCGGCUAUGAGCAGCAGCGGCUCUGCCUGUGAGGAAGGAAUGAUCUGAAGGUGCAACCUCUUCGAAAAAGCCAUCCUGAAGACCAGCUGCCAAAAUGACCAGCAUCAGUGACAAAGAGGAGGCUCGAGCGGAGCUGGACUCAGUAGAAGCUGAGUUGGAGGUGCUGGAGCUGCAGAUUUCUGAGCUCCUGGAGAAGCAGGCCUCUCUAACUUCCAGGAAGAACAAGCUACUGAAAAUACUGGAUGGUUCCUGUGAUUCUUCUCAGCCCUCAGGAUCUGGAAAGGCCUCCAAACCAGCUUUCAGCAAGAAGGACCUGCAACACUAUGAAGAGUCAGAUUUCCCAUGGUCAAAAGGGGUUCAGGAGAAAAUGGAGAAUGUUUUCAAGCUCUCCAAAUUCCGGCCACUUCAGCGGGCAGCCAUCAACCUCAGCAUGUCCGGGAAAGACCUCUUCUUGGUGAUGCCAACUGGCCGUGGCAAGAGUUUAUGCUACCAGCUGCCAGCUGUCUGUUCAAAGGGUUUUACACUGGUUAUUGCUCCAUUGGUGUCCCUAAUGGAGGACCAACUUAUGUAUCUGAGGUCCAUCGAUGUUCCUGCUGUGACACUCAAUGCCUCUAGUUCAAAGGACCAAUCCAAAUAUGUCAUGGCAGGCAUGACGGAUAAAAAUAGUCCCUUCAAACUACUGUACGUCACCCCGGAGAAGAUCGCCAAGAGCAAGCUACUGAUGUCUAAACUAGAGAAGGCCUAUAAUAUGGGUCUGCUUGAGCGCAUUGCUGUGGAUGAAGUUCACUGCUGUAGUCAGUGGGGUCAUGACUUCAGACCAGAUUACAAGCUUCUCGGCAUCCUAAAGCGUCAGUUCCCCAAAGUCCCACUGGUUGGACUGACUGCCACUGCGACCAGCAGCGUUUUGAAGGACUGCCAGAAGAUUCUGUGUGUUCCAGAUCCAGUGACUCUCACGGCACCGUUCAACAGACCUAACCUCUACUAUGAAGUUCGAGUUAAGGAUAAUGAAGGCUCAACCAAAGAAAUAGCAGGACUGAUCAAGGGAAGAUACAAGGACCAGUCAGGGAUUGUGUACGUCUUCUCCCAGAAAGAUGCAGAGGUGGUGUCCGGAGACCUGCAGCAGAAGGGCAUCAUGGCACAGCCGUACCACGCAAACAUGGAGCCUUCAGACAAGACCUUGGUUCAUCAUCAGUGGUCUAGCAAAAAGAUCCAGGUGGUCGUGGCCACUGUGGCGUUUGGAAUGGGCAUCGACAAAGCAGAUGUGCGCUUUGUUAUCCACCAUACCAUCAGCAAGUCAAUAGAGAACUAUUAUCAGGAGAGUGGCCGUGCAGGGCGGGACGACAGUCCGGCAGAUUGCAUCGUGUUCUAUGGGUUUGCAGAUAUUUUCAGGAUUAGUACCAUGGUUGUGAUGGAGAAUACUGGCCAGCAGAAGCUUCAGAAUAUGGUGGCCUAUUGCCAGAAUGUGGACAGGUGUCGCCGUGCCAUGAUGGCUGUUCACUUUGAUGAAGUUUGGGAUGAUGAGGAAUGCAACCAGAUGUGUGAUGUCUGUCGGCAUGGCAAUGACUAUGUCACCAUGGAUAUCACCAAGCAUGCGCGUGAGGUGGUGAACCUUGUGGAGCUGGCUGGGUCUCUAGAUGAGAAGAUGACUCCACUCAAGGUGUGCGAUACCUGGAUGGGGAAAGGGAAUGCCAAACUUCGCAAAAUGAUCACGGUCACGAUCCUGUCACGUCAGGAGGUGGAGUCCAUCAUUGUCCAUCUCUUACUGCAUGGCUACUUCAGAGAAGACUUCAGCUUCACCCCAUAUACUACAUACUUCUACCUGAAGGUAGGACGCAAGGCUCCUCUACUUAAGAAUGAAAGCCACUGUGUCACGAUGAAGAUGAAGAGGAGAGUGCCUACACCCAGCUCAGAGAGGCAGUCGGGAGCAGCUUUAAGUGAUGACCAAUCGGCCGCUGAGCUGCCUGAAGAAACCGUCACUAACUUGAAUGAUGCCGACAGUGACCUGUGUGAAAAUAUCAGAUCAAUCAAAAUCAACAAGGACCAACAGAACCUGGAGAGGAAACUUUCCCAGAACCAGGACAGCAGCUCUUCACAAGCACCUGAAAUUAGCCACCCCCCUGUAAUUGAGGUUAACGUAGAAGUCAGUAUUCACGAACAGAGCUGUGCUGCUGGAAGCGAUGGAACAUCUCAUAAUAACGGAGGUCUUACAAUCAACCCUAAAAGAAAAUCAGUGUCGCCUAAAAGAAGAAAGCGAAUUUCAUCACCGGUUUCUAAAGCUGGCCAUCCAAAGUCUGCUCUGGUCAGCUGUCCAUCUGAGACCUCAGUCAUUUCCGCUGCAGCCCUCGAAGAGCUGUGUGACCUCCACAGUUACUACAACAAACAGUUGCGACAAAUAAACUACAUUUCCCACGAACACUUGCAGGACGCAGGUUCAGGAAUGCUGACCUGUAUAAGAGAGCCGCUUAGAAGUCUGCGUCUCCCAUCAAGUACAACCAUAGCCAGAAGUGCCAGAAAUUUAUGGACACGUGUCAGUAUGAGAAGGAAACUCAUUCAGAGAUGACCACGUAUUACUUCUGAAGAUUUAUUUUUAUUUUGUAGUGAAUGAACUUUUCCUUUUUACAUUCGGAGGUAAGGAAUGAAGAUGCCUCAGGAUUGACUGUUACUGUUUUGAGAACUGUGUGAAAUUCCCUGUUUUAGGGAUGUUUGAAAUAUAAUGUGCUGCACUGUCUACGUAUUGAAAAGACACUGUACUCAUGUUUGAUUUGAUAUGUGAUUUACGUCAAGAAUUGAAUUUUGUUUAUGCUGGCAGUACUUAAGGCCACUAGCCUCCUUCGUUUAUGUUUCACAAAUGAUUAUGGAUGUUUGUUUUGCUAGCAGUGAUAAACUGCCCCCUGCUGCAGCUUUGAAAAUGUCUGAUUGUUAAGCAGUGAAGGAUAGUAAAGAGUCCAGAGCGUCUAUGGAAAAUUAUGGAAGUGCAUAAUAAUGUUCCAGUAAAGCUGUUCUCGAUGCUGCCUGCUGUGCAGAUAAA
Messenger RNA from Pygocentrus nattereri (red-bellied piranha), 3100 nucleotides. RefSeq names its product RecQ helicase-like (gene recql). Gene Ontology annotation, molecular function: ATP binding; nucleic acid binding; 3'-5' DNA helicase activity. The transcript has 15 exons. The record is from RefSeq and is a predicted model, not a curated record. The coding region runs from base 167 to 2632 and encodes 821 amino acids. Gene Ontology annotation, biological process: double-strand break repair via homologous recombination; DNA replication. Gene Ontology annotation, cellular component: cytoplasm; chromosome. NCBI's taxonomy places the organism in Eukaryota, Metazoa, Chordata, Actinopteri, Characiformes, Serrasalmidae.